Lentinula edodes (shiitake mushroom) is the source of this 312-nucleotide messenger RNA. RefSeq lists its product as uncharacterized. The annotation marks the transcript as partial. The record is from RefSeq and is a predicted model, not a curated record. The transcript has a single exon. Lineage: Eukaryota; Fungi; Basidiomycota; Agaricomycetes; Agaricales; Omphalotaceae.
AUGAAGGUAAUAGCAGCAACAAAACUUCGAGGUAAUGGAGCCUUCCUCCUCAUGAGUUCGGCAGCAGAGGCAGAAGCGAUGAAAACAGGAGAACGUAUGGCACGCUUCUGCGACGCUUGGGGAUCAAAGGCCUUCCUGAGACCCAACUACCACGAGCUGGUAGUCGAGUCGCUGCCGGUAGAGACACUUAUCGAGAGCAUGUACGAACGCUCACGUAUAGAAGAUACUAAUGACUUGCCUAGCGGAUCCAUAGCACAGAUACGAUGGAUAAAACCCAUAGAGAAGAGGCGCGCCGACCAGAAAUACGCGCAC